This is a messenger RNA of Talaromyces rugulosus, 1785 nucleotides long. RefSeq lists its product as uncharacterized. Gene Ontology annotation, molecular function: zinc ion binding; DNA-binding transcription factor activity, RNA polymerase II-specific; transcription cis-regulatory region binding. Gene Ontology annotation, cellular component: nucleus. Gene Ontology annotation, biological process: regulation of DNA-templated transcription. Lineage: Eukaryota; Fungi; Ascomycota; Eurotiomycetes; Eurotiales; Trichocomaceae. The transcript is spliced from 4 exons. The coding region runs from base 1 to 1785 and encodes 594 amino acids. The record is from RefSeq and is a predicted model, not a curated record.
AUGAACGCCACAAUACCUGCAGUCAAGAGGAGGGCAUGCGUGUCGUGCACGGCUGUCAAGGCGAAAUGCACACCGCAGUCCGUUAACCUGUGCCAGCGGUGCGCUCGUUUGGGCAAGUCAUGCACAUACCUUGACCUUCCGCAGACAAAGCGGAAACACAAGGCUGCACCGAGCCGCGUGGAGGUGCUAGAGAAGAAGGUCGACCAGCUGACAUCGCAGCUGGCUGCCUUGACCCGACAGAACGGGCAGGCAUCGCCCGAUACUUUCACCAACGACCUGGGAUCAUCUCGUGAUCCUGAGCUGGAUUCGACAGACAUUGCCGCGUUGUUAGAUGCUGCUAAUGAACCGUCCCACGGCCUCGAUCCGCCAACCAGCUCUGUUCUAGAGGGCCAGCCGUCUAUCGUAGAUCAAGGGAUUUUGAGUGAAGCCGAGGCUGAGCGCUUGGUUACGACUUUCCAGCGUGACUUAGUACCCAAGUUUCCCUUUGUAUUGAUUGCACACGGUGAGACAGCCGCUCACCUCAGGGACAGGGAGCCGUUUCUCUUUCUGUGCGUCGUGGCCGCGGCCAUGGGCAGUGCGCACCCUCUGCGAAAAACUGUCGCCGAGGAGAUUAUGAAGCACGUUACUUCGAGGGUUGUGGCACGGUCUGAGAGAAAUCUUGAGUUGCUCCGUGGCUUGCUGGUUCACAGCGCAUGGUACUCAUAUCCUGCAGAGAAAUAUCACCCGCGACUUCUGCUGUUGGUUCAGCUUUGUGUUUCUACCUUGUAUGAUUUGGGAUUGCACAGAAAGACUGGUACGAAUUUGGAUGAGCAGCGGGCGCUGCUCGGUACGUAUUGGCUGUCAGUUGGAGUCUGUGGUACACUCGGCCGGCCGAUUAUGAUGAAACAUGAUGGUCGAACCGAUGAGUGCAUUGAGAGUAUAGCAUCUACCGAGCAUCUGUCAGAUUGGUGGAUUGCGCCACUUACCCACUUACAGUUUUUCUUGGCAACAAUGGAUGAAGUUUACGCUUCGAUACAAGCAAGCGGUGGAGGAGUGCUCGUCCAAGUUACGCGGGGCUCUCUGCAGGCGCAAUUUGAUAGCGUGAGGGCAUAUUUAGAAAAGUAUAUCUCAAUCCGCCCUUCGUCAACAGAGAAUGCAAUACGCAUUGAAAUAAAAUAUGUGGAAGUGCGUCUCGAGGAAUUAUCUCUUCGGGAUGAAUUGUGGAUUGCAGAGCCUGCCAGCGCAGUCCGGACAACCAUGCUGAUGGGAAUAAUCCAGCGCAGCAAGGAGCUCAUCCACACGAUUAGAAACCUACCAGUGUCAGAGAUUGCCCAAAUGACAAUAACUACAAGUGCUCGUAUAUGUGCCGCAGUGGGCUAUAUGCCCACUGCAGUAUUGACCCUUCUCAAUCUCAUUACUAGUCCCACUGACUCUGCCACGGAAGCCCAGGUGCAGGCCGUUGUUGAUGCAGCAGAUUAUCCAAAUCUUGUCACAGAGCUUGCUAACGCGCUGGAGACGAAAUUUGAGGGAAUGUCUGCUGCGGAUAAAGAGACGGACAUUGUGGGGAGCCUCUGCUCUAAAAUGCGGCUUCUAGCACGUUGUUAUCCACACCAAAUUAGGGCAAUUGUUGGAAUUGCGCCGUCCCAAGACGCAAGGCAGGAUACGUCCAUGACGGCAGUUCAUAGCAAUGAGGUUGCUAUGACACCCCAACUCUGGCCGUCCAUCGACGACGAUCUGGGCGACAUAUUCCCUGUCGACGACAUCCAGUGGGAUUCUCUAUUGAGCAAUUUCACUGGUUUUAGCUAG